AUGGCUCGAGCUCGUAUAAACAUUAUGGACGACCUUGACGCGCCAAAAGAUGUGAAGUUGACACAAAACUUGGUUGUCAUGUUCCAAUUGGAUGUCGCACCCGAGAUGGUUACGCUCAGAUAUGGACAAAGAGCAAUGGCAAAGCGAAAAAAGGCCUCACUGGCAGGAAAGCUUCGAGAGCGUACCUACUUCACAUCGUCGCCUACGCGCAACUUCACAAGCGAAACCCAAAUGAUCACGUGUCACACCUAUGUGACAAUCCCGCUUGUUUCAAUCCUACACAUCUGGUCGAUUAAACGGCAAGCAACAAUAAUAGUCGGAAAGGCUGCCCAGGUCCAAUCUAUUGCUCUGACCACGGUUAUUUGA
This is a messenger RNA of Colletotrichum lupini, 366 nucleotides long. RefSeq lists its product as uncharacterized. The record is from RefSeq and is a predicted model, not a curated record. NCBI's taxonomy places the organism in Eukaryota, Fungi, Ascomycota, Sordariomycetes, Glomerellales, Glomerellaceae. The transcript has 3 exons. Bases 1 to 366 code for a protein of 121 amino acids.